AUGCGCAGGGGAAGAAGAACAAAAAGUCGCAAUAAAAAAAAUGAUAGAAAAGUUAAACCAAAAUAUGCAAGAUAUGCAAGAUCUUAUAAAUCACUAUCACUCUCACCCACCUUAUCGUCACCUUCGUUAACACCAUCAGACUCCGUUUCUCGAAAAUAUUCUUCUUGUAAAAUUUGUUACCCAAAAUCUCCCAUGUUAAAACCACCCAAGACGCCAUUCAUAAGUUUCUUCAGGGAAUACAAAAAGGAACAUGCAAAUUUAUCAAUUGUUAAGAUAGCGUCAAAUGUAACGAAAAUAUGGAACAACAUGUCAACCAGCCAAAAGAUGAAAUACAUAAUAAAACCUGAUAAAGAGCGUGUUAAUCAUAGUGGAAAAGUUGAAAAACUUAGUUCAAUUUCUAGAAUAUCAGUUUCCCCUGACCGAUCAUCUAUAAAGACUGUAUUUAGACAUGGCGAUAGAACUCCAGAUUCUUUAUACCCAAAAGAUCCAUACACCGAAGACGAUUUCUAUCCAUUUAGAAUUGGCCAUUUAACAAAUAAAGGAAAAUUAAGAGCGUUUAACAUUGGAAGAAAUCUCCGUAAAAAAUAUAACAAACUUCUUGGAGAUGUUUACACGCCGGAUGUUUUAUAUGCAGUUUCUUCGCAUUAUCCAAGAUGUAGAGCAAGUUUAGAAUCGGUUUUAGCAGGUUUAUAUCCACCAUCCGAAGAAUUAAUUUGGAAUAAAGAUUUACUGUGGGAACCAAUUCCUUACGAUUAUUUACCACUGAAAGAAAACAAUUUAUUCGCCCCAAUGUCAAUUUGCCCAAAUAUGAAUAUAUUAAUGAAUGAGAGUUACAAAAAUCUCGAUUCUGAUCCGAUUAUUGAAAAAUAUAAUCAUUUACUUCCGUUUUUACAAGAAAAUACGGGUUUAACUGGAAAUCUUUUAAGUGUGGCUGGAAAUUUAUACUCAACUUUAAAAUCAGAAGAAGAAGCUGAUAUGGAAAUACCAACCUGGGCUAAAUCGGUUUACCCUGACAUUUUAUCAGAAAUAUCGAAAUAUAUCUGGAAAUAUUAUACAGGAAUAGGCGAUUUAAAGACCUUAGGACACGACCUUAACGUUGCUGCAAUGUUAUAUUACUUAGAAAAGUUUGUUCCCCACAGUCCCAAUUACGGAGCUCAUAUUAUCAUUGAAGUUCAAAAAUAUCUUGGAAUUUAUUUCUUAAAGUUUCUACAUGAAAACAAUGAUGAUAAUUUGGAACCUCAACCUCUUUUCAUUGAAAAUUGUGGAAUCUACUGCCCAUUAGAAGUUUUCGUACGGUUGUAUGCAAAACAAUUAGAUCCAGCUAAUUUAAAUGCUUUGUGUAAUGGCUAA
Onthophagus taurus is the source of this 1350-nucleotide messenger RNA. The record is from RefSeq and is a predicted model, not a curated record. Lineage: Eukaryota; Metazoa; Arthropoda; Insecta; Coleoptera; Scarabaeidae.